GGAAUUGCAAGGUUAGGUGCACUGCUGAUAGGCAAAAUCACUUGGAAAUGGUAAACAUGAUUUUUUCCCGCUACGCUUCUCUUCCCUCAGGCUUUGAUACAAGCGACAGACACGGAGAGACCAAAAGGGCGAUUUUAUACUCCGUAUAGAGCGCAUAGAAAGGGGGGGGGAAAUGGGAAUUGCGUGAUUCGAGCUGGAUUACUCAUAGUGCGUCUUUUUCAAUCGGCGACUUGACUUAUACUCCGAGGCAAAAAAAACUUUUCUUUUCAAAUAAAAAGAGGCACCAGGGGACAAUUACCAUAAAAAAAUUUUUUCUUUACAGAGUGGAACCUCUUUUAGAAUAGACAUGACCUUUACAGGCAAGACCCUUAUGCUGUCCUCCUCCUUCAGAACGCUCGUGCGUUCUCGCUCGUUUUCGACCACCGGUGCAUCAAGGCUUUAUAUCCAGAACAACCUGAACAAUGACCAAACCCAUCCUUCGCUGCAAGCUGCUUCGAAUGGUGCCAAAGUCUAUGAUUUCCGCAGCGAUACGGUCACUAGCCCCACAGACGAGAUGUUUGAUAUCAUGAAGGCUGCUUCUCGUGGUGACGAUGUGUUUCAGGAGGACCGCAGUGUCAAGGAGCUCGAAGAAUACGUGGCCGACCUGUGUGGUCAUGAAGCCGCACUGUUCUGCGCCUCGGGAACCAUGACCAAUCAGCUUGGCUUGCGUACCCAUCUGUCCAACCCUCCCCACUCGGUCGUGUGCGAUGCUCGGUCCCAUGUGUUCCUCUGGGAAGCAGGUGGUAUUGCCUUCCACUCCCGAGCAUCUGUGAGCCCGGUCAUUUGCCGCAACGGUAUCCAUGUCACUGCCGAUGAAAUCGAGGGCAACCUGAUUGAAGCCGAUAUCCACACCGCACCCACCCGUGUCGUGUCUCUGGAAAACACAUUGAGCGGUAUGGUCAUGCCCAUCGAUGAGAUCCGCAAAAUUUCCGAGCUUGCUCGAAGCCGCGGUCUUGCCAUGCACUUGGAUGGUGCUCGGCUCUGGAACGCCCAUGUCCAGUCGGGCACACCCUUGAGCGACUAUGGUGCUCAAUUCGAUUCCAUGUCCUUGUGCUUAUCCAAGGGCGUCGGUGCUCCUGUUGGCUCCAUCUUGGUCGGUAACCGUCCGUUUGUCGAACGUGCCCGCCAUUUGCGUAAACUCUUCGGUGGUGGUUGGCGCCAGGUCGGUCCUCUGGCCGCCGUGGCAAAGCAUUGCAUCGAAACGGUCGUACCCACCAUGCCAGAAACACACGCAUUGGCCAGAUAUUUGGCGGAUGAGCUGACAGCCAUGGGUGUCCAGUUGCAAGUGCCAGUACAUACAAACAUGGUGUUGAUUGAUACUGCGCCCGUUGGUUUGGAUGUUCAGAACGAUUUGGUGCCGGCUUUGUUGUCCAAGAAUAUCGUGAUCGGUGGUCAGCGCAACAAGUCUCGUAUUGUACUCCAUCAUCAGGUUGACCGCAAGGGCGUGGAUACAUUGAUUCAAGGUGUACGAGAAGCCAUCGAAGCACGGCGCGUUGCUGAGCAGCCUACUCAACAAGCAGCAGCCUCUUCCUCUACUUUGUAGAUAUAACAACGUCUUUUUUAUAACACAUCACACUCAUUCUUCUUCACAUCUCCCUUCUCCAGCAAACAUCCUCUUGUGCAUAGAUUCCCUCACUCUUCCUCCACCUCUACUACCUCUUGUACUAUCCAUAUUAUCAUUUUUAAAAUUGAACCGGUAUAUUUUACAAACAUUUU
Molecule: messenger RNA, 1755 nt
Organism: Zychaea mexicana
Lineage: Eukaryota; Fungi; Mucoromycota; Mucoromycetes; Mucorales; Lichtheimiaceae
Product: pyridoxal phosphate-dependent transferase
Exons: 4
Coding region: 347-1582 (411 amino acids)
Biological process (GO): glycine biosynthetic process; L-threonine catabolic process
Cellular component (GO): cytosol
Molecular function (GO): L-allo-threonine aldolase activity
Source: RefSeq, a predicted model, not a curated record